Molecule: messenger RNA, 2575 nt
Organism: Ochotona princeps (American pika)
Lineage: Eukaryota; Metazoa; Chordata; Mammalia; Lagomorpha; Ochotonidae
Product: protocadherin alpha-9-like
Exons: 2
Biological process (GO): homophilic cell-cell adhesion
Cellular component (GO): plasma membrane
Molecular function (GO): calcium ion binding
Source: RefSeq, a predicted model, not a curated record
UGCUGGUUUAUCGACCUGUGAAGAGCCAAGAGCGAUGUUCCUCUCUCCAGCCGGUGGCCCGGGAUCCCAGCCUCUGCUACUCUGGCUUCUGCUCCUCGCAGCCUGGCAGGCAGGGAGCGGCCAGCUGCGCUACUCGGUCCCCGAGGAGGCCAAACACGGCACGUUCGUGGGCCGCAUCGCGCAGGACCUGGGGCUGCAGCUGGCCGAGCUGGUGCCGCGCCUGUUCCGGGUGGCGUCCAGGGGCGGCGCGGACCUGCUGGAGGUGAAUCUGCAGAAUGGCAUCUUGUUCGUGAAUUCUCGGCUGGACCGUGAGGAGCUGUGCGGGCGCAGCGCGGAGUGCAGCGUGCACCUGGAGGUGCUGGUGGAGCGUCCUCUGCAGGUGUUCCACGUGGAGGUGGAGGUGAGGGACAUCAAUGACAAUGCGCCUGUGUUUCCAGCGACACGGAAGAAUCUGUCCAUCGCGGAAUCCAGGCUGCUGGACUCCCGGUUUCCACUAGAGGGCGCGUCAGACGCAGAUAUCGGUCAGAAUGCUCAGCUGACCUACAGCCUGAGCCCCAGUGAGUAUUUCUCCCUAGAUGUGCCAACUAACCACGAACAGAUGGAACCCCUGGCCCUGGUAUUGCGGAAGCCCUUGGACAGGGAGGAGGCUCCGGAGCUAGACCUGCUGCUGACGGCCAUCGACGGGGGCAAACCGGAACUGACUGGCAUCGUUCAGAUACUCAUCACUGUCCUGGAUGCCAAUGACAAUGCCCCGAGGUUCGACGAAAAGCUCUACACUGUACAGUUAUUGGAAAACACCCCUCUGGGGACGCUGGUCAUAAACCUCAAUGCAUCCGACCUGGACGAAGGCUUGAACGGGGAGAUUGGAUACUCAUUCUCCAGUGAUGUUUCAGAGGAUAUAAAAUCCAAGUUCCAAAUAGAACCCGGGAGUGGGGCGAUAACUGUCACAGGACUCAUCGACUUUGAAGAGUGUUAAGUGCAUAAGAUUCGCGUGGAGGCUACUGACAAAGGCUUCUUCCCUAUGGCUGGUCACUGCACAGUGAUUGUGGAAGUGGUGGAUACUAACGACAAUGCUCCGCAGUUAAUAGUAAAAACGCUGUCCCUUCCAGUGAAAGAAGAUGCGCCACUGGGCACUGUCAUCGCCCUCAUCAGCGUGUCCGACCGCGACUCCGGCCCAAACGGACAGGUCACCUGCUCCCUCGAGCCCCACGUGCCCUUCAAGCUGCUGUCCACCUACAAGAACCACUACUCGCUGGUGCUCGACAGCGCCCUGGACCGCGAGAGCGUGUCUGGCUACGACGUGGUGGUGAGAGCGCGCGACGCGGGCUCGCCCCCUCGCUGGGCCAGCGCCAGCGUGCGGGUGGAGGUGGCCGACGUGAACGACAACGCGCCCCAGUUCGCGCAGGCCGAGUACACGGUGUUCGUGAAGGAGAACAACGCGCCGGGCUGCCACAUCUUCACGGUGUCGGCGCAGGACGCGGACGCGCAGGAGAACGCGCGCGUGUGGUACUCGCUGGUGGAGCGUCGCGUGGGCGGGCGCGCGCUGUCGAGCUACGUGUCUGUGCACGGCGAGAGCGGCCGCGUGUACGCGCUGCAGCCGCUGGACCACGAGGAGCUGGAGGUGCUGCGCGUGGAGGUGAGCGCGCGCGACGCGGGCGCGCCUUCGCUGGGCAGCAACGUGACGCUGCAGGUGUUCGUGCUGGACGAGAACGACAACGCGCCCUGGCUGCUGGCGCGCGGCGCGGGCGGGCCUUUGGGGGCGGCUGUGGCUGCGAGCGAGCUGGUGCCGCGGUCGGCGGGCGCGGGCCACGUGGUGACGAAGGUGCGCGCGGUGGACUUGGACGCGGGCUACAACGCGUGGCUGUGGUUCGAGCUGCAGGCGGCGUCUGCGGGCGGCGCGCGCUGCCCGUUCCGCGUGGGCCUGUACACGGGCGAGAUCAGCACGACGCGCGCCCUGGACGAGCUGGACGCUGCGCGCCAGCAGCUGGUGGUGCUGGUGCGGGACCACGGCGAGCCGGCGCUCACGGCCACGGCCACGGUGCUGGUGUCGCUGGUGGACGGCGGUCAGGCGGCGCCGUCGUGGUCGCGGGCGUCAGUGGCGGCGUCCGCGUCGGCGGUCGCGCUGGGUGGUGCGUCGUCGCUGGUGGACGUGAAUGUGUACCUGGUGGUGGCGAUCUGCGCGGUGUCGAGCCUGCUGGUGCUGACGCUGGUGGUGUGGGCGGCGGUGCGGUGCUCGUCGGGUGCAGCGUCGGCGGAGGGCGCGUGCGUGUCGGGUCCGGCGGCGGCGGCGGCGGCGGCGCUGGUGUGCUCGAGCGCGGUGGGGAGCUGGUCGUGCUCGCAGCGGAGGCGGCAGCGGGUGUGCUCUGGGGAGGGCCCGCCCAAGGCCGACCUCAUGGCCUUCAGCCCCAGCCUCCCUCCGUGUCCAAUGUCAGACGUGAGCGUGGCAGAUCAGUGUGCUGAAUUGGACCAUGCUGGAAAGGAUGUCGUUGUUCUCCAAGAAGAACAUCCUUUUAACAAAAGGAAGCCAGAUUAUCGGAGGAUCAGGAAGAAGCUGUUCCGGUGUUUGGGCUAUUAA